AACACAACCACAACUACUACAACAUCUACAACUACAACUACACCAAGAAACAUCACAGACUAUACCUGCAGUCACAGUCACAGUCACAGUCACAGUCACACACACAGACGCAACAGUCUAGAAUCAACAUCACCAACAUCACCACUUCUUCUUCAACUACAUCCACAAUGGAGCCCUCACCUCGACACUCCCGCUCCUCCUCGUCUGCCUCGCGACGAUCAAACCUCACCCUCGACCUCUCGUCCAUCCCGCCCAUGACACCACCCACGCCCCCCUCAAACACCCUCCUCCUCACCAACCUCGCCGACCCGGCCAUCUUCCUCCCCGAGAACCUCGACGUCAUCCGCGACCUCAUCUCCCAAUCGGCCACCAUCCACGCCUUCUCCCCGCUUAAGUCGUUCCGACGCAUCAUCGUCUCCUUCUACGACGAGCAGUCCGCCAUCGCCGUCCGACAGAUCUGGGACAACGAGGCCAUCAUGGGUCAGCAGUGCCGUGUCUACUUUGGCAAGCCUACACCUGUCGACCAGCGAGAUGAGCAUCUUGCUCUCCCCGACGCCGGCAAGCUCUUCUUCAUCUCUCCUCCUCCUAGCCCUCCCCACGGCUGGGAGGACCGUCUCGAGGACGCUCCCAACAAGCUCGUGCACGCCGAGGACCUGGCCGACGCUCUGGCUAAGCUUCACCACCGCCCCGGCCCCGUCGACGACGUUGCCAGCUCGCCCAUCACGCCUCCCGACUCUGCUCUUCCCGGCCGCACUCGCUCGCGCUCCUCCACGCUCAUCUACAAGCCCAACGAGGAGAGCAGCAUGCCCGCCGUCUUUGUCGAGGACAUGACUGAUGAGCCCUGCGCGUACAGCCCCGUGGAGGAGCCCACCAAGCCCAUCAUGGCUCACACUGCUCGGCCACCUGUUGAGCUUAUGAGCGACGCUUAAGUGGCUUGACUAGCAGUGGGAUGAGCAUCUACAGAUCGAGAAUCAUGCAACAGAUUCUUUCUAGUCUUUAAGGCGUUUCACAGGGGAUCGGUGACACACGGGAGGGUUCGGCUGGUGACAGGAUCGAGCGGGUCAUUUUCAUAUCGGAUCGUACGGGAGCAUUUUCAGCAUUGGUUCUUUGUAUCGCUGGAGUUGGGUAAAAACAAGCAUCUUUAUAUUUGUCUGCGUAUUGCAGACUUGGUGGGUUAUCUACACCAGCAAAGUGCCCUAUCUGGUCUUUGCUUGGCUGGCCCAGAUAGGAGCCUCUGUACUAUAGCUAUUCGGAAAUAUUAAUAUCUGAAACC
Messenger RNA from Fusarium vanettenii 77-13-4, 1273 nucleotides. RefSeq lists its product as uncharacterized. Gene Ontology annotation, molecular function: nucleic acid binding; calcium-dependent protein serine/threonine phosphatase regulator activity. Gene Ontology annotation, biological process: calcium-mediated signaling. The transcript has a single exon. The record is from RefSeq and is a predicted model, not a curated record. Lineage: Eukaryota; Fungi; Ascomycota; Sordariomycetes; Hypocreales; Nectriaceae. Gene Ontology annotation, cellular component: cytoplasm; nucleus. The coding region runs from base 168 to 929 and encodes 253 amino acids.